AUGCCAGUAAAUACUCAGGAGUGUGAGGAAAUAAAAAAAUGUAACUGUGUUCCAGGCAAGGAAAGCACAAAGGAUCCCGGGGGGAAGCCGCUAGCCAAUGGGGUGUGUGAGACAAAGGAAAAAGAACUAGUCAAUGGCAACUGUAACGGAACCGAAGAGGUGGAGAAGGGAGAAACUGAGGCCAAUGAGAAAGGAAGUGACAAGAAGGACGAGCCCGAGGUGGUCUUUAUACAAGACAUGGGCUUCACCGUCAAGAUUGUCAGUCCAGGAACUGAGGCUUUUGAUAUUCAGGUAUCCAGCAUGGAGCUAGUACAGGAGAUCCAUCAGCUGUUGAUGGACAGAGAGGACACCUGCCAUCGUACCUGUUUCUCUCUCCAGCUGGACGGAAACACUCUGGACAACUUUGCAGAACUCAAGAACAUCGAAGGACUCAAGGAGGGAUCUGUCAUCAAGGUGGUAGAAGAACCGUAUACAAUGCGGGAGGCACGGAUCCAUGUGAGACAUGUCCGUGAUCUACUCAAGUCCCUGGAUCCAGCUGACGCUUACAACGGAGUCGAUUGCAGCUCCCUGUCCUUCCUCAACGUCAUCACACAAGGUGACAUCCUAGGUACAUGUCUGGUUAUGC
Molecule: messenger RNA, 625 nt
Organism: Homalodisca vitripennis (glassy-winged sharpshooter)
Lineage: Eukaryota; Metazoa; Arthropoda; Insecta; Hemiptera; Cicadellidae
Product: clustered mitochondria protein homolog
Exons: 4
Biological process (GO): intracellular distribution of mitochondria
Cellular component (GO): cytoplasm
Molecular function (GO): mRNA binding
Source: RefSeq, a predicted model, not a curated record